UUUGCAUUUGAAGCCAAAGUUCUAAGGAUAUGUUGCAAGGCUUUAGUAUUUAAACCUUUUAUAAUCUACAAUUCAUAUUUUACCUGCUUUGCAUACUGUCGUGGUCGCUUGAUUGAAUAUUCUGAGAUGAAAGGAAGAGAGAAGGCCUAA
Messenger RNA from Acaulospora morrowiae, 150 nucleotides. Lineage: Eukaryota; Fungi; Glomeromycota; Glomeromycetes; Diversisporales; Acaulosporaceae. The record is from the annotation of a GenBank genome assembly.